AUGAGCGCUACGUUUUCCUACGCGCAAGCCGCCAAGGGCGUCUCUGGGAGCGCAGUGCCCAGCAAAACCGCAUCUACAGAACCGGAAAAGUCUGAAAUCAAGACUGAGGAGCCCACCACCGAGAGUGUUCCCGUCCCAACUGAGUCUGUUACCACCGCCUCUGAGAUCGAGACGCCGCAGGAGCCCGAGACUGCCACGACAAGUGUGGACGACGAUGCUGAGUUCACCACCGUCACCAGCAAGCACGCUCACCGAUCCAAGGCCAACAACUCCCGGACUUCGUCCCCGAGCGUUCGCUCAAAUGCCGCACAAUCGAAGGAGGGUGAUGCCUCUAAUACCGCCAACGGAACCACUGACGCUUCCGCUGAGAAGCAGGAUGCCAAGACUGAAAAGUCCGAGAAUGGCACCGAGAACACCAAGGAGAAGUCGGACAAGUCCGAGAAAGCUGAGAAGGAGAAGGCUACUCCCCCCAAGGAGCUGAAGGCUGCUCCUCUCCCCUCCGUGAACAUCUGGCAGCAAAGGAAAGAGGCCCAGGAAGCCAAGGCCAAGACUACCCCGGCACCUGCUGCUGGCAAGGGCAAACCCGAGGAGACCCAACAGGAUUCUAGCAAGACCGGCUCAAAGAAGAAGGGCACCGAUGGUGCAUCGGAAGGCACCAAGGGCAAGAAGUCCGAUGGCAAGGGCCGUGACGAGGCUCUGCCUCCCGUUGCGGAUGCUUCUUCAUGGCCGACUCCCCAGGUUGCGCUAGGCGAGGAGAAGAAGAAGGCCCAGGAGAAGACCGACAAGCCCGAGCGAACCGACAAGAGCCCCGUCGCUCGAUCCCACGGCAAGGAGAAGUGGAUGCCCGUCAACUACGUUCCUACUGCUGUUUUCAACACCCCUCUCCCUACGCCAUCCGGCCGGGGUGGCCGCCGUGCCGCCCGUGGUGGACGUGACGGUGGACGAGGUGGUGCUCACGGUACCGGCGCCGCCGCCGGUGAGAAGGCUGCCUCUGGACAGGCUGCCCAGGGUUCGGCAGCUAAGCAGGCCGCCGGAGAGCGUGGACGCAACGAGACUGGCAACGGUCGCGCAGCUUCUCUUCCCGCACAGUCCCGACGCUCCACCAGCGCGGACGUUGCCAACCAGGAUGCUCGUAAGGGCCAAGCCGCGGAACGUGGCCGUGGUAGCCGUGGUGCCGAGGAUGCCGCUACGAAUGGCAAGCAAGUCAACGGCGGCGAGCAUUUCCCCCGCCCCCAGCGUGAUGGCAAGCAGUUCCCCCGGAAUCAGGAUGCCCGUACUGGUGACCGUAACUCGAAGAACGCUCACCUUGCUGUCGACUCUCAGGCUACUGCUCGUGCCAAUGAGCGCCGUGCCGAGUCGGGUUCCAAGUCUGCCGACGUGAACCGUGAUGCUACUGGUUUCCAGGACUUCAACCGCGAGCGUGGUGACGCCCGUGCGGAGCGUGGAGGUCGUAAUGCCAACCGCGGCCGUGGUCCCUACUCCAACUUUGGCCAGAACCCUCAGUUCGGCAUGGCCAACAACUUCGUGCCCGGCAAGUUCGGUUUCAACGAUCGCCAGCGAUCUCAACACGGUGUCCAGAACGGCCAGCAACAGAACAACCGCAUGCCCUUGCGGUCACCGUCAUUGCCCGCUGCUGGUGGCAUGUACAACAAUGUCUACCCCUUCCCUGCCGAGAUCAACACUAUGUACCCCUCCUACCCGAAUGUGGCUCCUGGCCCUAUGAGCGCAGUCCCCUACCAGCAGUACAUGGAGCCCUUCGGCCUCAUGACUAUGCUGUCUAUGCAACUCGAGUACUACUUCUCGGUUGACAACAUGUGCAAGGACAUGUUCCUGCGCCGUCACAUGGACUCUCAGGGCUUUGUCCCUCUGGCUGUCAUCGCCAGCUUCAAGCGCGUCAAGUCCUUGACUGAGGACUUUGAGAUGCUCCGUCACGUUUCCCGUGGCCUUCGCAACGUCGACUACCAGAUUGGUGAGGAUGGUGUGGACCGUCUCCGCCCUAAGCAGGGCUGGGCACAGUGGGUUCUUCCCGUUGACCAGCGCGAUCCCUCGGCUCAGCAUGAGGGUGCUCCUCCCGCUCAGCACUCCUCGAAGAACGACGAGAACAUUCCUAUCAACAGCCACGUCGAGGGUGCUUCUAAUGGCUCGAUUCAGAACGGACCCCGUCAGUUUGUCCCCAACGGCACAGCAUCUCGCGGAUCCCCGACGCCGCUUUCGUCCACAGCACCAGAGUUCCAGCCGGCACAGAAUGAAAUUGCCAAUGUAGGACCCCCCCCGAAACAUCCCACUGUUUCCACAGCCAGCUCCCAGAUGGAAGGCUUUUUUAUGCCCCCCUUGGACAACCCAGUCAUUGACAAUCAACCUUCAGCGUGCGGACUAAGUUCGCCCUCGAUCAAAUCGCCUCCCGCUCGGUCUGAAAUGGAAUGGCCUUCCUCAAGCUUUGACGUCGAUCAGAAACAAGGCUCUUCAUCCAGUUCUGUUACCGGAUCAACGAAGAAGCCUUCCAAGAGGAAGAACCGCCCAUCGAACCCGAGGGGAGCGAGCUCCCAUGACCCUAAAAGUUUCACCUCUACCUACCACUCCUCCGAAAACCCUCAUUUCUACAAUCCUUCGGGACAGCACUCAGCAACCGAUCCCGGGGCUGAGGCCGGCCCUCCCUAUCGUACCUGGUCAUCGCACCUCAUCCGCAAUUUCAAUAUGCAACUGUACAAUGAAUUUAGGCAACUAGCCCUUGAUGAUCUUUUCACACGACACAACGACUAUGGAAUCACCGCUCUGAUGGGCCUCUUCCAAGCCUCGCUCCUCAGUCCCACCCCCAUCCCAGAACAGGUACUUGCCGACAUUGUCCACUUGUCCGACGACAGAAGAACGAACCUCAGCACUAGGGUUUUUGAACUCCUCUGCUCGUCUAUGGCAAGUGGUGUGAUGGAAGAUACGAACCAUCACACCGUUGGCUUUUACUACAACGAGGUUUAUGGCAGGAGACAACGGGCGUGGAGGAACUACCUUGCCUGA
Penicillium cataractarum is the source of this 3012-nucleotide messenger RNA. RefSeq names its product La domain family. Gene Ontology annotation, cellular component: cytosol; cytoplasmic stress granule. Bases 1 to 3012 code for a protein of 1003 amino acids. The record is from RefSeq and is a predicted model, not a curated record. NCBI's taxonomy places the organism in Eukaryota, Fungi, Ascomycota, Eurotiomycetes, Eurotiales, Aspergillaceae. Gene Ontology annotation, biological process: positive regulation of translation; mRNA stabilization. Gene Ontology annotation, molecular function: RNA cap binding. The transcript is spliced from 2 exons.